AUGACACCACGAACACUUGGUGAAAUAAUUCAAGAAUUGAUGUCCACAAAUGAUUAUGCUCAUGAUGAACAAUUGAAAGAUAUGUUACUAAUGAGUUGUAUUAAACGUAUCAAUAUUAAUUUUAAAGAAAAAAACUAUCACGAUGUCAUAACAGAUAUCAAGAUAUUGAAUUUGAUAACAUAUGAUAUUUAUACAGAUACAACUAUUUUUUUAAUGUAUCUUGAAUCAAUAGCUAGUCUAUGUAAAGAGAAAAUAAUCGUCGAAUUAGAAAACUUUAAAAUAAAUUCUAAUGAAAUGAAAGCUGUAAAAGAAAAUAUUGGUGUAUAUUUUAAUACAAAAUUAACGUUUUCAAAAGAAGUACAAAAACCAGUAAAAACUAAAAAAUAA
This is a messenger RNA of Rotaria sordida, 387 nucleotides long. Lineage: Eukaryota; Metazoa; Rotifera; Eurotatoria; Philodinida; Philodinidae. The record is from the annotation of a GenBank genome assembly.